Messenger RNA from Macrosteles quadrilineatus (aster leafhopper), 4651 nucleotides. Its product is annotated as glutamate dehydrogenase, mitochondrial-like. The transcript has 9 exons. NCBI's taxonomy places the organism in Eukaryota, Metazoa, Arthropoda, Insecta, Hemiptera, Cicadellidae. The coding region runs from base 453 to 2099 and encodes 548 amino acids. Gene Ontology annotation, cellular component: mitochondrion. Gene Ontology annotation, biological process: L-glutamate catabolic process. The record is from RefSeq and is a predicted model, not a curated record. Gene Ontology annotation, molecular function: L-glutamate dehydrogenase (NAD+) activity.
UGUCAUCCUGCCUGCAUCCUCUCAAACGUUCACGUUGGCGUAAAAGCAAAAAAAUUCUAAGUGAAACGAUUAAAUUUUAGUUAAUUUUUAAUUUAGCGUCGUAAGCUUGGAGAAUUUGAGAUCUGUCUGUGUGCAAAUACAAUUUUAUUUGAGUUUUUGGGCUGUAUCCUCCGGUUUUCGUGGAUGAAGUGAUGUCUUGUUCAUCUUGAACAGUGUCGGCGAUUGACAUUUAGGCCUAGUUAUAAAUUAAUUUACACUUUCGUUGUUGCAGAUACAACUACUCUUGGUCAUUUAGGCUAUUUUUGUUUAAAGAGGUCACACGUUUUAUAACUUAAAGUUGGCCAAUUUUGUGGUGGUUAAAAUCCUCACAAUAAUAGGCCUAAUUACCUACUACUAGUAGGCCUGUCUGAAGUGAGUAUACUUAAGUUACUACAGCCUAGGACUAUUCCAAAAUGUUUAAUCUGAGGAAUAUUUCUAAAAUGCAUAAUAUUAGGACAGUAAAAUGUGAUAUAAACAAAAUGAUGAGGCACUCGCCACCUCUAUUCCUGGCUUCACAACGGGCAAUUCAUGAGAUCCCUGAUAGACUGAAAGAAGUCCCUACUGCAGAAAAUCCAAGGUUUUUUGAUAUGGUUGAAUAUUUUUUUCAUCGUGCAUGUCAAAUUGCUGAAGAUCAAUUAGUAGAAGAUAUGAAGACCAAACUCUCUCUUGAAGACAAAAAGAAGAAAGUUAAAGGAAUAUUGAUGGGAAUGCAGCCUUGUGACCACAUAAUUGAAAUCAAUUUUCCUGUGCGCCGUGAUAGUGGAGAUUAUGAAAUGAUUCAAGGCUAUCGCGCUCAACACAGUACUCACCGAACCCCUUGCAAAGGAGGUAUCCGUUUUUCUGAAGAAGUAUCAAGAGAUGAAGUGAAAGCUCUUUCUGCUCUCAUGACCUUUAAGUGUGCUUGCGUUGAUGUUCCUUUUGGAGGGGCAAAAGCUGGAGUCAAAAUCGACCCAAAAAAAUACAGUGAGUUUGAACUUGAAAGGAUCACGCGAAGAUUUACAUUGGAGUUGGCCAAGAAAGGAUUUAUUGGACCUGGUGUGGACGUCCCUGCUCCUGAUAUGGGUACUGGCGAGCGUGAAAUGUCGUGGAUUGCCGACACUUACGCCAAAACCAUUGGUCAUCUGGACAUAAACGCUCAUGCAUGUGUGACUGGUAAGCCUAUCCAACAGGGAGGUAUACACGGUCGUAUCUCUGCCACUGGCCGAGGAGUGUUUCACGGCUUGGAAAACUUCAUCAUGGAGGCUAACUACAUGAGCAUGAUUGGGACCACGCCGGGUUGGGGUGGAAAAACCUUCAUUGUUCAGGGUUUUGGAAACGUGGGUCUUCACACAAUGAGGUACCUCCACAGGGCUGGAGCUACUUGUAUUGGUGUUAUUGAAAGAGAUGGUUCAAUCUUCAACCCUGAAGGAAUCGACCCUAAGAAACUAGAAGACUACCGCAUUGAAACUGGAUCAAUUGUAGGAUUCCCCGGAGCGCAACCUUACCAGGGAGAGAAUCUGAUGUUUGAAAAAUGUGACAUUUUCAUUCCUGCUGCCCUUGAAAAAGUGAUAACCAAAGACAAUGCCCAUAAGCUGCAGUGUAAGAUUAUCGGUGAGGCAGCCAAUGGCCCGACCACACCGGCCGCGGACGCUAUUCUCCUGGAACGCAACAUCCUGGUCAUACCUGACUUGUACAUAAACGCUGGAGGUGUCACUGUGUCCUUUUUUGAGUGGUUGAAGAAUCUCAACCACGUGUCUUACGGCAGACUGACAUUCAAGUACGAGCGGGAGUCCAACUACCACCUGCUCGAGUCCGUCCAAGAGUCUUUAGAGAGGCGGUUUGGUCGGGUGGGAGGUCGCAUUCCAGUGACUCCUUCAGAAGCUUUCCAGAAGAGAAUCGCAGGAGCUUCAGAGAAAGACAUUGUACAUUCUGGUCUUGACUACACAAUGGAGCGGUCAGCUCGAGCUAUCAUGAAAACUGCAACGAAAUACAACUUGGGCUUGGAUUUGCGAACUGCUGCAUACGUUAACUCAAUCGAGAAGAUCUACACCACUUACAAAGGAGCUGGACUUGCUUUUUAAAAUGAAAAUCUGAACAUAUCUUUGGGUGGAGAUCUGCAAAUCACCUCACAAAAUGUUGGUCAGGUUUGAAGCAAAGUACGAUUUGUUCUUGAAUUUAUUAGGUUAAGUUUGUUUUUGCUUUAUUUUUUGGUAUUGGUGCUUAUGAUUUUACCUGUAUUUGGCGUUUACUUUAAUAACCUCACGUGACUCCGCGAUUUAAGUGAUAUUAAGUUUUGAAUUGUUUAGUCAUUAGGCCUACUGAUGCAUAAACCAUUCUGAUCCAUUUCUGGGAUAGUAAUAGUGAGGUUCAAAUGAAGAAUAAUUCUCACUUUUACCUCUUGAUCAAAUAAGAGUUUUUAAGGCUUGAACACUAAACUAUAAAAUGACAUUUAUAUACUUACAGAGCCAUUUUCUUCAAGGGGUUUUCUUGAAAUAAACGUUUGUUUGGUAAUAAAAAAUCAUAACUUCAACACCAAUUUUUAACUUUUUAUCAAUAAUUAUUAAAAUAAAAGGUGUAUGUUAUUAUUAAGGACGUAGUAAUAUUAACACCUUGAAUAACCUUGGUUUAGGUUUACACCUUGAAAAAAGGAUUUGAAUUGAGAUUAUAAUAAUUUUAAAUUCCUAAAUUUUAUUUGCCAAUCCUAAGAAAAUGCAAUAUUUGUAAGCAUAUCCAACAACUAGUUACAAGGGACGUCAAUAUCAAUGCUGUUGCUCAAAUAGUAACAAAUCAGAUGUACGUUUUUGCCCUCACUUAUAGUUUGACAAUGGUCUUCAAGACCUUAUAGAAAAACGUCCUCCCUUCAAGGUUUCAAUAUUCAAUAUUGUAAACCUCUACUAUAUAAUGUUCCUUUUUAUCACUUUCCCUAGGAUGGCCUUACAUAACCAAAUUUUUGUAUUUAAUUGUAAUUGUAUUUAGUUUUAUAGUCAUUGUUUUUUUACUUUGUAGUUAGAAAGUCAUAAAUUUUAUUGUAUACCUAAAACUUGAAGAAUUUACAAUGUUGUAGCCCGAUAUUUUUUUUUUAAUCGGGAAAUUAGACUAGCAAACUCAAUUGAGACGGUUCUACUUUUUGAUUUGAUAUUUUUAACUUUAAUUUCAUUAAUGGCAAAACCACGUGUUCUCUUGGUCAAUUGAAUUGAACUAAUUGUAAAUUGAUUUCAAACCAUCAAAUAAUAUUGCAUUUCAAACUAGAACUAGACAAUGUCAGCAACAUUUUCACAGAAUCUCACAAGCUUUAUAUUUUUAGCAAAUUUCUAGGCUGUCACAAAAAUGUGUUAUUAAGCUUUAUUUUGGAUACAAGAAAGACGAUAUUAUGCGAAAGAUCUGCGCUAGUGAUUGUGAUAUUAUUUUACUGAAUAGGAUUUUUUUUAGAAAAUUGCUUUCUGUUACCAAUUUGAAAGUUUUUGAGGUACUUGAAUCUAAAAUGUAUGUAGGAAGUUUGUUUUGCACUGGUAGAAAUUGUGUAGAAUAUUUGUGGUCACACUGCUCUCUGUUCAUUUAAUUCACUUAGUGAUUUAUGGAAUUGCACUCAUUCAAUGUUAGUACUCAAAGUCAGUGAAUGUGUGUUACGAACGAGAAGUUUGUGGUAAGGAAGUUUGUUUGAAAAGAGUAGUUUAUAUCAUUUCGUGAACAAUAGUUUAAAGUUAUACACUUUGGUUGCUUCAUAGAGCACUUUUUCAAUGUUGAUACUUAAUACAAUUGUUGCAAAGUUGUUAUCUGUAAUAUGUUAUACUCAGAAUCGUGUACAAAACUGAUUUCCGAUUUUUUUUCUGGCUCCAUCAUUCCAAUGGUGUAUUAUACUAUACUGUUAUACAUUCCUGAUUGCUAUAAGAUUUUGUUAUGUUUUAUCAAAAGCCUAUUUUUACCUAUUUUUUCCUAUUUUUACUUAAGAAUGUUUUCCAUUAAUUGUAAUUUCUUAAUUCCCAUCGUAUGUAUUUAUUCAAUUAUUUUAUUUCCUACAGACCAAAUCAUUCCAUUAUUUUUUAAUACCUUGUGGAAUAAAUAUUAUGUACUUGCAGUUUUAAGAAUCUUUUGGCACAGAUAAAUAAUGAUUGUAAAGGUAACUUUCAGCCUGUGUUAAAAUCCCAAUGUCUUCACUCUGAUCCCCCUUUCAAGCUAAUGUUUAUGUGUAGGCUACUCAUUUGAAUACCAAGCUAUCAGCCGUAUUGUAACAGCAUACGUGAGGUUUACACUUCUGACAUAAUUAUGUUUCCUUUGCAUUCAUUAUUUCUCUGUGUUAUAGGUUAUUGUUUUUGAUGGAUUUUAUUUAAGUAUAAUUUUUAAUUUUCAUAAGCUCGGACGAAUUUCUCUGUCCUUGAUGUAUACUCUUAGUUUGUAACUUAACCACACUGUGCCAACGUAUACAUUACAACUUACAACUCGUUGAUUAUAUUUUAUACUGAUGUUGCUCUGUGUAAGAUAAAUCCAUGGAAUUACUACUCUGUGUUCAUAUACAAAUUUUCCAAUUUAGUUUGGUUUAUGAUUGUACUUGGGCAUUUCCAACCAAGCCACGAAUUAUCAAUUUUAGUGUAAUUGUGUUAAUGUUUUAUAAUUCUAUUAAAAUGCUGUACUUAAA